Messenger RNA from Chaetura pelagica (chimney swift), 876 nucleotides. RefSeq names its product PDZ and LIM domain 4 (gene PDLIM4). The transcript has 6 exons. Gene Ontology annotation, biological process: heart development; muscle structure development; actin cytoskeleton organization. The record is from RefSeq and is a predicted model, not a curated record. Lineage: Eukaryota; Metazoa; Chordata; Aves; Apodiformes; Apodidae. Gene Ontology annotation, cellular component: Z disc; filamentous actin; adherens junction. Gene Ontology annotation, molecular function: muscle alpha-actinin binding; actin binding. Bases 19 to 876 code for a protein of 285 amino acids.
CCUGGCAGUAAAGCAGCCAUGGCAAACCUGUGCCCAGGAGAUGUUAUUCUGGCGAUUAAUGGGGAGAGCACAGAGAACAUGACACACCUAGAAGCACAAAACAAGAUCAAAGCAUGCAUGGACCAGCUGCUGCUCUCUGUGAACAGAGCUGAAGGGAAGACCUGGUCACCUCCUGUUCUGGAAGAUGGCAAAGCUCAAGCCUACAGGAUCAGCGUUGAGCCAGAGGCACAGGACAACGGGCCUGCCCAGAGCCGGAGGUCACUGCCCACCAUGGAGAAGCAGCAGAUGCUGAACGUGCAGCACCAUCACCCGCCCCGGCUCCACAGCAGCAGCAGCUCCGAGUCGGCGCUGCCCGCCCAGCUCAGCGGGCUCCACAUCUCCCCAGCCCUCAGCCUCGACCCCUUGAAGUCUCUGUCACGGAACAGGAAUGGGAUUGAUGUGGAGUCAGAUGUCUACAAGAUGCUUCAGGAUUAUGAAAAGCCUGUUUCAGAGCCGAAGCAGUCCGGAUCCUUCCGGUACUUGCAGGGCAUGUUGGAGGCUGGUGAGAAUGGUGAAAAACUCGACAGACUGAGCAACCCCAGGAGCAUCAAGUCCCCAGUGCCCAAGCUCGGCGGGGCCGUGUCUGGGCUGCAGAUGCUCCCCGAGUGCACCCGCUGCGGGAACGGCAUCGUGGGCACCAUCGUCAAAGCUCGGGACAAGCUCUACCACCCCGAGUGCUUCAUGUGCGACGACUGCGGGCUGAACCUGAAGCAGCGCGGGUACUUCUUCCUGGAGGAGCAGCUGUACUGCGAGGCGCACGCCAAGGCGCGCGUCAAGCCCCCCGAGGGCUACGACGUGGUGGCCGUUUAUCCCAACGCCAAAGUGGAACUGGUCUAA